This is a messenger RNA of Fusarium keratoplasticum, 2199 nucleotides long. RefSeq names its product Btz domain-containing protein. The record is from RefSeq and is a predicted model, not a curated record. Bases 1 to 2199 code for a protein of 732 amino acids. The transcript has 2 exons. Gene Ontology annotation, biological process: mRNA processing. Gene Ontology annotation, molecular function: mRNA binding. Gene Ontology annotation, cellular component: exon-exon junction complex. Lineage: Eukaryota; Fungi; Ascomycota; Sordariomycetes; Hypocreales; Nectriaceae.
AUGGCUGCGGCUCCUCGUCGUAGAAAGCUCAUCGGUCAACGCCGCCGCGUCGAGGACGAGGGCGACGACGAGGGUGGCCCGGACGCUCUCGACCUCGAUGACGAUAGCAUCACCGACGGCUCCCUGACCGACGACAAUGAUCCGGCCGAUGACAGCGAUACUAGCAACAUCGACGAGGCCUCCCCGACGGCUCCAAAUGCGAGGAAGAAGGCCAAUGGCGCUCCUGCUGCUCCAAGACACGCCGGACAUGCCUCCAAGUUGGGCACCGACUCUGGCCAUGACGGCAAGCCUGUGACGGAUACCGACAUGAUGCUUCACGGUCUUUCCAUCACGGAUCAGCCUCCGCCUGACCAGGUGAUGCAUUUCGACGAGGUGACGGCCCCGUCGCCCCCCAGAUCGCCUGCGGCUCCCAUUGUCGUGAGCUCGGCGUCUGCUAGGCCACAGGCAGCCACCGCGAAUCGACGUCGCCAGGAGCACGAAGACUACAAGCGCAGGAGAGACGAGGAUCCUGCCUUUGUGCCCAACCGCGGCGCCUUUUUCAUGCACGACCACAGGCAUGCCGGGCCUGCGGCGAAUGGCUUCCGCCCUUUCGGACGAGGUCGAGGUAGGGGCGGACGUGGUGGUAUCGGGGGUCCGUAUGCACCCAUCAAUCAAUUGCACCACCCGGGAGACCCAACGACCAACUCUCCGUGGACCCAUGAUAUGCACGAGACUGUUGUAGAGCCGCCGCCUCCAGCACGGCCUCGACAUAUGAUUGAUGAUGAGGGUCCAGCCAACGGGAAUGGUUUCAUUCCCACCUGUGAACCCAACCCGACUCCCAUCAACCGGACCCUCUCCACCGAGAAGCACAUUGGCAACACGCAGGUCCGGGUCUUCCUUCCGUCCAUGAAGGCCCCAGCCGUCAUCCCACGUCUUGCCGUCAAGCAGUACACCAAGCUACCCGAUCACCGACCUCCUCUGCGUCGGGACAAGCCCGUCCGCAUCUCGCUCCCCGAAAACCCUCCUCGAUAUAUUUAUCCCGCCGCUGACAGAUCCUUCAUCUUUAUUCCGCGGGCAAUGAGGCCGAACCAGCAACGUAUGCGAGGAAAGCCCCGUUCUGGCUUCGGUUCCAUGGGUGGAUUCUCGAGACGGACCAGCAUGUUUGGUGGUAGCUACUACGGUGGCAGUGUGUACACGCCCAGCGUGGCCCUCAGCAGGCGAUCGUCCAUCGUUGAUCGAGACUACAUGUUCUCUCCUACCGGCUCCGUCAUCUCUCGGCCGCCCAUCCCUGUUGAGAACGCUCGACCGGUUGUUCGACUUCCUCCUGCUCCUCGUCCAGACGUGCCCCCCAUGAACACGAUGGCUCCUCCUCCAAUGGCAGCUCCUAUGCCCGUCUCCAUCCCCGGACCGGCCGAUCCAGCUUUUGCCGUUGAGCGACCUAUCAUGUCUGAGACAUCGAUUAAUGAUCUGCCCCCGCCGCAGACAUACCCGCUUCCCCAGAAGCCUGCCUUCCAGGAGAACCGGCCAACAUCAGCGCUGCCUAUGCAUCAGCCUCGUCCGCAGAAGAGCAUUUCAGUUGCCGAUAUUGAAUCGCCUACGUUAACGCAGGGUCCUCAGGCCUUCCAGCAGGCCUUCCAUCAGCAGGUGCCGAUCCAGAUGGCUAACGGCCUCUCUCAAGAAUCCCACAACCGUCAGCCUUCGUACCCGUCUCAGCUUUCAACCGGCACCCCCCUGUCCCAGAUUCCUGAGAGGGCUAUCCAUGCUGCACCAUUCCAGCCCAACACGUACGGCCAGCAACCGUACUACAACCAGCAGCCUUACCAAGCCCAGCCGCCCCAAGCCCAGCCUCAGCCCCAGCAAGGCUAUUACUACCCGCCCAACUACAACAAUCCUAACAUGGCGCCUUCAGGUGGCCCACCUCCAUUUGUCCCUGGUCAGCCAGGUCCUCCUGGCAGCUUCACACCUCAGAACCAACCUGAGCAACUAGCUAUGCCCGGCAGCGGCCAACCCCCUCCAGCGAAUCUUGUGGCGCAGGAGGUCAACGGCAUGGUCUAUUAUUAUGACGCCUCUCAGCUCCCGCCAGUCAACAACUAUCCUACCUACUCGGCCCCUCAGGGAUACCAGCCUAGUGUGAUAGGCAUGAACGGCAUGGUGACGCCCAGCCCAGACGCGUUCUACUAUCCCCAGCAGGCCCCCGGCAUGGUCUACUACCCGCAGUAG